ACAUUUACUACACAACAUAGCUAAAUCCCCUUCCUUUUCUUUCUCCCAAAUACACUUCAAGUAGCAAUCAAUUUUUAGUGUAUGGCACACACUUGAAGUUCCUUAGAAGAUAAAAAAUUAAUCAUUAUUCUGCAAAAAGCCCGUCAGAAAAUCUACAGUACCAUUAAGCAAUAACCACGGCAACCUCAAAACCAAACAAACCCUUACCAUUGAUCUCAACUCAGUUAGAUAUUAGGUACAGAACGACACCGUUAUGGAAAAACAAACACAAACGACGAAAGACGAGUCAAAACGCGGCGUCGUUUUAUUAGGAAAAUACGAAGUGCGAAGAUUAUUAGGCGUUGGUGCAUCAGCGAAGGUGUAUCACGCGACUAACGUUGAAAAUGGACAGAGCGUGGCGGUGAAAGUCGUGAGCAAGAAGAAAAUCAUCAGCAGUGGCUUCGCCGUGAACAUUGAGCGCGAGAUCUCGAUCCUCCGCUGUCUCCACCAUCCUAACAUCAUUGACCUCUUCGAAGUCCUCGCCACGAAGAGCAAAAUUUACUUCAUCGUCGAAUACGCCGCCGGCGGCGAACUCUACGAAGAAGUCGCCGGAAAAGAAAAACUCACCGAAGACCACGCCCGGAGAUACUUCCGGCAACUCAUCUCCUCCGUGAAACACUGUCACUCUCGCGGCGUAUACCACCGUGAUCUCAAACUCGACAAUCUCUUGCUCGACGAAAAGGAUAAUCUCAAAGUAACGGAUUUCGGUUUAAGCGCCGUUAAAAAUCAGAUCCGAUCCGAUGGAAUGCUUCACACCGUUUGCGGUACACCGUCCUACGUGGCACCUGAAAUUCUCGCUAAAAAAGGCUACGACGGUGCAAAAGCUGAUAUAUGGUCGUGCGGCGUCGUUUUGUUCGCACUAACUGCAGGAUAUUUACCUUUUAAUGAUUACAAUGUUACCGUACUUUACCGAAAGAUUUACCGCGGUCAAUUUCGUUUCCCGAAAUGGACGUCUCAUGAUCUGAAGAACCUCUUAUCACGUUUGUUGGAUACGAAACCUGAGACAAGGAUCACCAUUGAUGAGAUUCUAAAAGACCCGUGGUUCAACUCGGGUGGGUACCGGUUCGACCGGGUUUUAGUUAAGGAGCGUGAGUUGGAGGAGAAUCGAACCGGGUUUAAAAUUAAAUCAUUGAACGCGUUUGAUUUGAUAUCGUUUUCAACCGGGUUGGAUAUGUCGGGUAUGUUUGAGGAAAUCAGCGGGUCGGGUUUCAUGGAACGGGUUGUUUCGGGGGAGAAACCCGAGAGGAUUGUGGAGAGGGUGGAGGAAAUGGUUAAGGGAGCGAAGGUUGUUGUGAAGAGAAUGGAGAAUGGUGACGGUGCAAAGUUGGAAGGGCAUGAAGGUAAUUUGCUUGGUCUUGUUGUGGUUUACCGGUUAACGGAAGAGUUGGCGGUUGUUGAAAUGAAGUUGCGUGGAAGGGAGGACGAAUGUAGCGCUCUAUUUUGGAAAAAUAAAUUGCGACCUUUGCUUCUUGAAUUGGCUCACAAACAGGAAGUACCGGUCUCUCGGUGACUUCUUGUGUCAUUUAUUAAAAUUGGAUUAUUAUUUGGGUAUCUAUUGUUUCACUUUUUGGUAUAUGGUUUAAUUGAUUCAUUGAUAUCUUCUUCAAAACAGUAAUAAUAAUCCAUUGUUUUUUUAGGAUAAAGUGAUAAUUCCAUUGAUAAUAAUUUGGUCAAAAGAAAAACAAUUUAUUGAA
Messenger RNA from Cicer arietinum (chickpea), 1733 nucleotides. Its product is annotated as CBL-interacting serine/threonine-protein kinase 14-like. Gene Ontology annotation, molecular function: ATP binding; protein serine/threonine kinase activity. Gene Ontology annotation, biological process: signal transduction; protein phosphorylation. The record is from RefSeq and is a predicted model, not a curated record. NCBI's taxonomy places the organism in Eukaryota, Viridiplantae, Streptophyta, Magnoliopsida, Fabales, Fabaceae.